GAGGCAGUAGUGGAGCGAUAGCAUUAGCACUAUUUAUUCACGAAUCUGUGUAAAUAUAGUAAACUUGGAUUUUUAACUUAUUUAUUUAUGUAUAUCUAUAUGUAUGCGUCUGCACUCUGCACAUAUAUAUACUAACUUGUAAUAAUCAACGUCUACUUCAACCCAAAAAUGCGGCGGAUAAACUCUUGCUGAACCACCGCCGUGAAGCAAUGUCAGGGUUUUGCGAUCUCAGCUUCGAUCCAUAAAGUGUAUGAUUAAGUAAAAGGUAGUUUGAACUUGAAGAAAUGGGAGGUGAUAAUGAGGAAGAUAAUGGUGAGACUAUGCAGAGACUCCAGUCAUCAUUUGGAACUUCAUCAUCUUCGCUUCAUACACAGCACCACUCUUUUCAACUGAAUCAAUCAAGUAUACCUCAACUACACAUGCCGCAAUUUCGCGGUCAGAUUCGGCAACCGUCGCCUAAUUUGUGCGGGGAAAACGGUGGAAAAAGGGUGGGCAUUCCGCCGUCUCAUCCACAAAUUCCUCCAAUCUCGCCUUAUUCGCAGAUCCCCUUUAACCGCGCUGGAAAUCAGCAGAAUUUUGUUACUAGUCCAGGGCCAUCGCAUGCUCGAUCUUUGUCACAGCCGGCUUUUUUUGCCGUUGAUUCGCUGCCGCCGCUAGUCCCUUCCCCAUAUAGAGAAUCGACUCCCGACCAGGUUUCGACUGAUGUAGCUAUGGAGGAGAGGGGGGGUGGGGGUGGAUCUCAUUCCAUGUUGCCGCCCUCACCUUUUACAAGGGGAACUAUGUCUAGAGUUGGAGAGAGUCUCCCUCCUCGUAAGGCGCAUAGAAGGUCCAAUAGUGAUAUCCCGUUUGGAUUUUCGAGCAUUUUACAGUCGUCGCCUCCGCUUAUACCUUUGAGGAGUCCUGGUGCUGUUGAUAGGCUAGGAUCUGCAAGAGAGAAUUCAGGAGCCCAGCCAGUGCAAUUGGUUAAGAAAGAGUCGAGUUGGGAGAAAGUAGAGGAGAGUGCAGAAGGGAUGGGGGAGAGAAAAUAUGAAGGUGAAGUUGUGGAUGAUUUGUUCUCUGCUUAUAUGAAUUUGGACAAUAUUGAUGCCUUCAACUCAUCUGAGACGGAUGACAAGCUGGGAAAUGAGAACCGAGACGAUUUGGACAGUAGAGCCAGUGGAACAAAGACAAAUGGAGGUGAUAGCAGUGAUAACGAAGCAACUAGUAGUGUGAAUGAAAGUGUGAGCAGUGCUCAGAAACCGAGAGUGUCUACAUUGACUGAGAGGAGGGAAGGGAUUAAAAGGAAUGCUGGGGAAGAUAUUGCUCCAACCACUCGACAUUAUAGAAGUGUCUCUAUGGAUAGUUUUAUGGGAAAUAUGAAUUUUGAUGAGUCGCCCAAAAUGCCUCCAUCUCCUGGAACAAACCAACUCUCACCCACCAAUUCACUUGAUGCCAAUACAAAUGCUUUCAGCUUGGAGUUUGGUAAUGGGGAAUUCAGUGGUGCUGAACUUAAGAAGAUAAUGACAAAUGAGAAACUUGCCGAGAUAGCCUCAAGUGAUCCCAAGCGUGCAAAAAGGAUCUUAGCUAAUCGUCAGUCUGCUGCUCGGUCAAAAGAGCGUAAGAUGAAAUACAUUGUGGAGUUGGAACACAAGGUCCAGACAUUACAGACCGAAGCUACUACAUUGUCUGCCCAACUUACUAUGCUUCACCGAGACUCUACUGGACUUAGUAGCCAAAACAAUGAGCUGAAGUUUCGGUUGCAGGCCAUGGAACAACAGGCUCAACUGCGAGAUGCACUGAAUGAGGCAUUGACGGCAGAGGUGCAACGUCUGAAGUUUGCAACGGCUGAAUUAAGUGGUGACCCCUCGAAGUUUCAGCAGUUCUCGGUCAACCCUCAGAUGUUUCAGUUACGACAGCAACAGGCCACCCAAAUGAACAUGCAUCAAUUGCAACAGCAAAGGCAACAACAACCACAGCAACACCAAGUGAAUGGCAAUAACAACGCCAAAGAUGAGACAGAGCAAUAGGCGGCCUUUGAGGUGUGCAGAUUACGAGGUUGUCUCUCCUCAUCUUUAUCUGCUUUUACGGAGUUUAAUUCAUUCAUUAGUUUUGCACCUACAACAUACGUUGAGGUCAGCAGUUUGGAACCUGUUCUACAAGACUUGCAUCUUCAUACCUGUCCGUUUAAAUUAGGUUCAAGAAUACGAGCUCUAGGAAAACUAUUGCGCCUAGCAAACAAGUCCUGGAUUGCAAUAAUUUUCACCAGUCACCUUCAUAUCUUCUCAUCUCGAGUUACAUUUCAUCACUGUAUAUAAGAAACAUGCUUGUCCUGAACAAAUUAGGUCAACCUCUAUUUAUCAUCCGUCGACAUUGUGCUAUGACGUUCUAUUCUUGUAAUAUUUUGGAGUAAUUUAUUUUUUUGACCCGGAAUAUUAGGGUUUUCUUUAUUGAUCUUUGGAACAUGUAUUUUUGUCGGAUUGAGCGUGAGAUGUUUUAAAUAGUUGUUUUUCUGUUCA
Salvia miltiorrhiza (redroot sage) is the source of this 2495-nucleotide messenger RNA. Its product is annotated as bZIP transcription factor 29. The record is from RefSeq and is a predicted model, not a curated record. Gene Ontology annotation, molecular function: DNA-binding transcription factor activity. Gene Ontology annotation, biological process: regulation of DNA-templated transcription. Gene Ontology annotation, cellular component: nucleus. NCBI's taxonomy places the organism in Eukaryota, Viridiplantae, Streptophyta, Magnoliopsida, Lamiales, Lamiaceae. The transcript has 5 exons. Bases 285 to 2006 code for a protein of 573 amino acids.